GACCAAAAAAAAAAAGGCGUAGCCUACGAAGGGGUUCUCGUGUGUGUUCCGUAGCCUUGAUAGUGGCUACAUUGUGGGAUACUCCGGAUACCCCCUUGAUCUACUGCUACCUCCAUCACUACCAACUCUAUUUCAACCACCAACAAUAGCAAACACCACUUACACCACCAAGAGGAGUACUGACACCACAACCCUCAAGAUCACCACCAUCGUCUCUAUCUGCAGCAUCUCUUCGCCACUAAAAUGAAGGUGCCAAUAGAUACCGCCUCCAUCAAUGUUGGAAUUCUGGGUCUGGCCUAUAUGUUCGUCUUUACCUCCUUCCAGACGCAGGGUAACAUGCAGCAAGUGGUGAUCAAGAGUAUCAAAAUAGAAAACCCAAACUUCGUAGUUUAUGGUUACACAUCACUGGAAAUUUUAUUACGCGUUUUUCGCCAUUUUCAAUGGCUGUCUCCAUCAUGUCUCAGUUACCUUGGCCCAAAGUCACCAUGUCAUUGGGGCAUUACUUAUGCAAUAUUCAUCGCUGGAUUCUUGUGGCCUCAAACAGUUAUUCUCUAUUUAACAUCUGUUUUGGUGGGUGCUGGAGCUGCAUUGAUCUGGACUGGUCAGGGAAAUUAUCUCACUCUCAUGUCCACUCAGAAGACAAUGUCUCGCAACUCUGGAAUCUUCUGGGCUAUGCUUCAAAGCAGCAUGUUAUUUGGCAACCUCUUUGUAUUCUACCAAUUCAUGGGCAAAGAUGUUAUUGACCAUCAUACACGGACUAUUGUGUUUUCGGCUCUGACAGUUGUUGGUAUCAUCGGUAUUGGCAUUAUGUGUUUGUUACCAAAACCUGGCGCAGAUGGCAGUGGUCGUGCUGAUGAAAGUCUAGGCAGUCCCUUUGAGGCUUUGAAAAAGUCUUUCAAUCUCUUCAGAACAAAGGACAUGAUUCUUUUAUCUGCAACAUUUUUCUAUACAGGAAUUGAACUGUCAUUCUUCAGUGGAGUUUAUAGUGCUUGUUUGAGUUCAACCCUUAGAUUUCCUGAUCCAAAACGCCUUGUAGGACUUUCAGGAAUGUUUAUUGGUGCUGGAGAGAUAUUAGUUUUAAUUUCACUUUCAUCAUUUCAUUUCAGUGAAGUGAUUGCCAUGAUGUGCAGUUUCUUGUUGGGCUUUGGAGAUGCUUGUUUCAACACUCAGAUUUACUCCAUACUUGGAACUGUUUAUGAAGAUAAUUCUGGACCUGCUUUUGCACUUUUCAAGUUCACUCAAUCCCUCUCAGCUGCUGCCUGUUUCUUUUACUCAAGUGUAUUUGAACUAUACUGGCAUCUUGCAGUCUUAGUGGUUUUUGCUACCAUAGGUACAUUGACAUUCUGUAGUGUUGAAUGGAGGGCUCAUCGUCGCCUGAAGGCUAAACCAGAUACAACGGCUUUUGACUGAAGGCCACUUAUUGAAUAACCUGUAUAUGUAAACUAGUUUUUAUAAUAAAAAUGUACACAUUAA
Messenger RNA from Cherax quadricarinatus, 1473 nucleotides. The record is from RefSeq and is a predicted model, not a curated record. Lineage: Eukaryota; Metazoa; Arthropoda; Malacostraca; Decapoda; Parastacidae.